Messenger RNA from Closterium sp. Naga37s-1, 1131 nucleotides. NCBI's taxonomy places the organism in Eukaryota, Viridiplantae, Streptophyta, Zygnematophyceae, Desmidiales, Closteriaceae. The record is from the annotation of a GenBank genome assembly.
AUGACCCUGUUUCAUUACCAGCGUGGUGUUACCUCGGGAUGUGGCUUGGGUGUUGGCGUUCAGAGUCAACUUCACCUCUCUCUCAUGCCCCAGUUUGGUACUGCUGGGUCCAAUGGCUUUGCACUUGUCAUAGCAGCAAAGCCCAAGGUGGGGAAGCCUGCUGGUGUGGGGUACAGUGGAUUGGGACUUCGGAGCAUAGCCGUUGUCUUUGACACGCUUCCGAAUGAUGUGGGCGAGCAGCACGUGGGGCUGUGCAUCAACGGCACAGAGGAGUGUUUGGUCAAGGAGGUGUCUCCAUUCACACUGACCGAUGGCGACUCAUACAAGGUGUGGGUGGACUAUGAGCCUGGGGAUCCCGGCACCAUUCAAGUGUUCCUGGCCAGUUCGAAUACAAAGCCAGACGAGCCACUGCUGCUGGGGAGGGUGUCGCUGUGUGCGGUCCUGCAGCCGGGAGUGAAGCAGCCGGCAUUCUCGUUUGGGUUCGUUGCGUCCACCACUGUCAAGGCCGUCCUGUUCAAAGAUCAAGCCCUUGGCCUCUCGCUAUCGGAGGACACAUUUGCACCGUCUCGAGGCAGCCCCUUUUCGCGCUACGUGAGUUCGGAUUUCGAGCUCUCGGCCACCAAGAAGGACGCGUGGAGGCUUCGUGACUUCCACACGUGGGACUCUGUGGAUUUCCUUGGCUGGCCUGUCAAGAACCAGCGAGACUGCAAUGCGUGCUGGGCAUAUGCGGUGGUGGCGAGUGUGGAGGCGGCAUACGGCAUUGCAAAGCAGCAGAGCGCCCCUCAACUGUCAGUGGAGGCGCUCUUCGCCCUCAUGGGGCUCUCCGACUCCGACAAAGCAACAACGUACCCGGUGCAGUCGUUCGAGCGAGCGAGCGCGGUUCAAGGGGUAUGUGGGGCUCAUGAUGGCAGUGCAGAACCAGCCAGUGGUGGUUCACAUCCAGGCGUCUGCUGCCACGUUCGUGAUAACCGCAUUGCUCCUCCGUUUUGGAUUAUUCGCAACUCGUGGGGAGAGGAGUGGGGCGACAAGGGUCACAUACGCAUGGACAUUCAGGGAGGGGAUGGCGUGUGUGGCAUCAACGUGCUGCCUGGCAUCUACCCCGUUGUCAAGAGUGAGGCAUUUACCCGGUAG